Molecule: messenger RNA, 1642 nt
Organism: Cornus florida
Lineage: Eukaryota; Viridiplantae; Streptophyta; Magnoliopsida; Cornales; Cornaceae
Product: UPF0481 protein At3g47200-like
Exons: 2
Coding region: 140-1441 (433 amino acids)
Source: RefSeq, a predicted model, not a curated record
GAAGUCCCAUUUUUUAAGUAUAAAUAGAGGCGGCUGAGUGUUACCUUAAUCAAACUCACAGCCGCUGCUAAGCUUAACACGUACGCUUGAAGACACAAGAACCAUCAAAUUAAUUCAGUACCAAAGAGAUCGAUCGGUUAUGGAUGCUCUGAUUUGUUUGGAGUAUGGACUAAUCGAUGACCUUACUUUUCCCACUCCUUGUAUUCACAGAAUCCCCGAUGGGAUUCGUGAACUGAAUAAAACAGCCUACAACCCCAGCAUGGUAUCCAUUGGUCCUCUGCACAGAGCUGAGCCGCAUCUGCAAGCAAUGGAGGCUGUCAAAUCGAGAUACAUGGAUCGCUUGCUUUCUCGAGCUCCAUCUGAAGAGAAGCAGAAAGAAUUGAAAAACUGUUGUGAGGAGGCUGUGUCAAAACGCGAAAAUUGUGCUCGGAAAUACUACGCAGAAGAUUUCUCUGAGGCCAUGCCAUCGAAAAAUUUCAGGUACAAUGCUGUCAGACACGAUUUACUCUUAUUCGAGAACCAGAUUCCAUUUCUUGUUCUUCAAGAAUUGUUCUGGCUGAUCGAGAAAGACGCUUCUGAAAGAAAUGAAGAAUAUCCCUCCCUCACUAAAUGUCUACUUUCAUUCUUUGAAGAUGUGAUGGGCUUCCAGAAAGCGCUAACAGUUGCGAAAGAACAGACAACUGGUGGGAAAUAUUGUUCAUUGUGUCUUUUGGACAAUUCUGAAGCCGUGGCAUCUCAAACAGGGACAGGGAAGGACACAAAGGAGACGAAGGAUGCAUCAACUACUACUUGUUGUCAUAUACUCCAUCUGUUACACAAAAGCUACACAGCCGAAAAGGAGCAUUCAACUGGCAACACAACGGGGGAGGAUUUCAAAUAUUCUGCAGCAAAACUCAAAAUGGCAGGAGUCAAGUUGGAGGCCGCAGGUAAUGCGAAAACUCUAUUGGACGUCAGGUUUCGUACUGAUGAUCGGUCUUGUGUUGGGCUGUGUAAGAGAGGUCGUUUUGAAAUCCCACCUUUCUGCAUUUAUGACCAUACAGAGCCAUUCUUCAGAAACAUCAUUGCUUUUGAGCAAAGUUGUCCUGGUGUAGAACGUUACUUCACGUCACUUGCUCUCCUCAUGGAUAAACUCAUCAACUCCCCAGAGGAUGUUGAAUUGCUUGAGGAAGCUGGUAUAAUACACAACCAUUUGGGUUCAAGUGAAGAGGUGUCUGUUUUCUUCAACAAUAUUUGCAAAAAUGUAUCUGAAAACGAUUUCUGCUUCAAAAAUCAAUGCAUAGACGUCAACAGUUACUGCAAGCGAAGCUGGCCAAAAUUCCUUGUAAAACUGAGACAGGAUUAUUUUAGCAAUCCGUGGACAAUCAUAUCAGUCAUUGCUGCUAUCAUCCUCUUUGCGCUCACCUUGUUGCAGACCAUCUACACCUUGCUUUCUUAUUAUUAAUUAAUUAUGUAUGUCGGUUGAACUGUGCAAUAAUGUGAAAUGGUUAGUGUGUGUUCCUAGAAUCUACCAAUUAAUGUCUCAUUGGCUGGGAAAUAGCAUUAGAAGUUGUAAGGAAAUGUAUCUGAAUUCCCUAUGCAUGUACUGUGAUCAUAUGUAAUAAGCUUCACUGUAUAAUUAUGUCUCUUUAUUGUUAGUGUUUAA